Messenger RNA from Magnolia sinica, 516 nucleotides. RefSeq lists its product as uncharacterized. The coding region runs from base 1 to 516 and encodes 171 amino acids. The transcript has a single exon. Gene Ontology annotation, molecular function: acyltransferase activity, transferring groups other than amino-acyl groups. The record is from RefSeq and is a predicted model, not a curated record. NCBI's taxonomy places the organism in Eukaryota, Viridiplantae, Streptophyta, Magnoliopsida, Magnoliales, Magnoliaceae.
AUGGCAAUUCCCGAAGCUACCCCUACUUACACAUCAAAAUUACGAAUUGACGCUAUUCAGACUGUCAUCCCAUCAAAGGUUGCUGGGCCGGGAUUAAGGCGCCGGAUAUCCGUAUCGGGCCCGCUUCGAUCGGAUAUAUACCGGAAGCAUAUCCACAUCGUUCUAUGCUAUAAGAAAACUCAUGAAGACGAGUGUGGGCGGAUGGUCGCCGGGUGGCUCAAGGAGUCGCUGAACUCGGUGUUGUCGGAGUAUCCAGCGUUUGCCGGGAGGCUUCGACGUGGGUCCCACGGCGAUGAUCGUGAGCUGGCGAUCGUGUUCAAUGACUCGGGCGUUAGGCUUGUGCAGGCUCAGAUGGACAUGACACUAUCCGAGUUCUUGAAUUCCAGUGAGAGAGAGGAUUCAGAAGCUGAGCUGGCGUUUUGGAAGGACGUUGAUGAAGAGAAUCCUCAGUACUCGGCAUUGUUCUAUGUCCAGGUGUGGUAUUUGAAAGUGCGGCGUAGGUUAGCAGAGUCUUGA